GUCUAACCUCCUCUCGUCUCUCUGCCCCCCUCCUCUCUCCUCUUCAACACGCUCGUCUUCCCAUCCGCACCCCCCACCAAUUCGUCACCAUGUCCACCGGUCUCGACAUCGUCCACACGGCUGGCGCCGCCCAGCCCGUCGGCCCCUACUCCCAAGCCAUCAAGGUCAACGGCCAGAUCUUCCUCUCGGGUCAGAUCCCCCUCACCAAGGAUGGUGUCCUGAUCCAGGGUUCCAUCACCGAGAAGACCCGUCUCUGCUGCGAGAACAUCAAGGCUAUUGUUGAGGAGGCUGGUUCUAGCGUCGAUAAGAUCUUCAAGGUUACGGUCCUGCUCGCUGAUAUGGCCGACUUCGACGAGAUGAACCAGGAGUACGCCAAGUUCUUUGCCCACAAGCCUUCUCGCUCGUGCUUUGCUGUUAAGCAGCUGCCUAAGGGUGUGCCGGUUGAGAUUGAGUGCAUUGCUUUGGCGUAAGGAUUGUAUAUGAUGUGAAUAGUUGGGUAAAAAGCUACUGCAGAGUGUAUCUUUAUCUAUAUAGUGUACCGUUGUCGUUAGGGGACGCGUGUCUUCCAUGGCUGGUUCUAUCCGGGUUACCAUGGUAGAUACGUUGCCCUACGAUGUCAUUAACCGUCAUGCUCGUGACGCCCGUCGGUAUGCAUGGCUGCUUGGAUUAGACUACAAUUAUGCCGUAUUUGAAGAAUAAAAAUAAGAUAAAGCUCG
Messenger RNA from Aspergillus ibericus CBS 121593, 716 nucleotides. Its product is annotated as YjgF-like protein. The record is from RefSeq and is a predicted model, not a curated record. The coding region runs from base 90 to 470 and encodes 126 amino acids. The transcript has 4 exons. Gene Ontology annotation, cellular component: mitochondrion; cytosol. Lineage: Eukaryota; Fungi; Ascomycota; Eurotiomycetes; Eurotiales; Aspergillaceae. Gene Ontology annotation, molecular function: deaminase activity.